AAUCUGUGUUUUACAUUGAAUUUUAUUUAAAUUAAGUUGUACCUCUAAAAUAUAUAACUCAAAUAUUUUAUCCUUUGGUUUUAAUUGUAUCUUAAGUUUAAAGAAAUAUCUAAAAUAUUAAUAUAAUGAGUACUGCCGCUGCAACUCCGCUUUUUGCAUGUUCUCGUUGUUUCUCAAGACAUCCUUUUGAAGAAUUAUCUCCAGGAGAACAGCUUUGCAAGGAAUGUCGCGGAUUAUUCCCUGUUGUCAAAUGUACCUAUUGCCGUUCAGAAUUUCAACAAGCAAGUAAAUCAAAUACAUCGUCCAUUUGUAAAAAAUGUGAGGCAAAUGUCAAAUUAUAUGGAAAACCUACAGCAUGUGAAUAUUGUAAUACUAUUGCUGCAUUCAUUGGUAAUAAAUGUCAACGUUGUGCAAAUUCUGAAAGAAAGUAUGGGCCGGCCGUAACAUGUGAGCAAUGCAAGCAAAGGUGCGCCUUCGAUAGGCAUGAUGAUAGCAAAAAGAACAUGUUGCAGGUGGAUGGCAAGUUGCUGUGUUGGCUCUGCACGCAGUCCCUGAAGCGGGCAUUGGCGAGGACCAAGCAACAUCUCUCCUCUGUUGACAAACACAAGCAUCGCGGUCACAAGUUAACAAGUAGUCACAAAGAAAAGCGCAAAUCGGACAUGAUGAAGUCGAAAAAUUCCGGGGACUCUCUAAAUGAAUCUCAGCCGUCAGAGAAAAAAUCCAAAUUAAAUCCUUUGCAAGGUGAACUGGACCCGAACAGCUCAGACCACGUGGUGGCGAUGACGCAGCUGAAGGAGACCAUCGCCAGUCUGCAGAAGAAGGUGCAGCAGAAGGAAAUGGAGCUGCUCUCUAAAGACAAACUGAUUACGGAGUUAAAAGCUCAACAUCACAACAACACAACAGAUCUACGAAAUGAAAUGAAGAACAAAGAACGAAUGAACGAAACUAAAUUCACUCUCAUGAACACUAAGAUACAAAAUUUACUAAAAGAAGUGGCAACACUUAGCAAAUCUGCAAAGAAAAAUAACAAAAAUACAAAAUCAUUGUUAAACAAUACUGAAAAUAGUGGCAGUGGAACUGACAGCCCCAGUACUAACUAAAAAAAAAUAUUAUACUUAAUUUUCGUUUCUCAAACUGAGGUUUAAAAACUACCACAAUAUUUGUACGAAUA
Papilio machaon (common yellow swallowtail) is the source of this 1171-nucleotide messenger RNA. RefSeq names its product protein FAM76A. The record is from RefSeq and is a predicted model, not a curated record. Bases 126 to 1100 code for a protein of 324 amino acids. Lineage: Eukaryota; Metazoa; Arthropoda; Insecta; Lepidoptera; Papilionidae. The transcript is spliced from 8 exons.